Medicago truncatula (barrel medic) is the source of this 459-nucleotide messenger RNA. RefSeq names its product glutathione S-transferase T3-like. The record is from RefSeq and is a predicted model, not a curated record. The coding region runs from base 1 to 459 and encodes 152 amino acids. Lineage: Eukaryota; Viridiplantae; Streptophyta; Magnoliopsida; Fabales; Fabaceae. The transcript has a single exon.
AUGGUGAAUGAAAAUUUUCAGAGUGUUGGUGAAUAUCCUGAAUUUUCAUCACAAAUAAAUCGUGGUGGAAUGACAAGAGAUAAUGAAGUCGCUCCAACUCCUAAGAGUAAGAGAAACCAGCAACCAUCAUGGAACACUGAACAAAAUUUGGUGUUAAUUAGUGGGUGGAUAAAAUAUGGAACAUACAGUGUUGUCGGGAGAAACCAGACAAGUGAAGCAUAUUGGGGUAAAAUUGUUGAGUAUUGUAACGAGCAUUGCUCAUUCGAUUCUCCGCGCAAUGUAGUUGCAUGCCGAAACCGUUUUAAUUAUAUGAACAAAUUAAUAAAUAAAUGGGUUGGUGCUAAGCGUAUGCAAAGAAGCGGUUGGUCGGAAGAUGAUGUUUUGGCAAAAGCCCAGGAAUUAUAUGCAUGUGGGAAGAAUGUUCAAUUUACUUUAAAGGAAGAAUGGCACGCUCUCUGA